This is a messenger RNA of Pseudo-nitzschia multistriata, 2749 nucleotides long. The record is from the annotation of a GenBank genome assembly. NCBI's taxonomy places the organism in Eukaryota, Bacillariophyta, Bacillariophyceae, Bacillariales, Bacillariaceae.
GCAGACGUUGGCGCGCCAAUGAAGGCGGCAUUUARGGGAUGGAAGCACAGUACUGUAUUUCGAAGUACAGUUCCUCGUACUCGUACCGGUACUUCGUUAUUUUUUCGUACCAWACGAAACUACCUCGGAUCUUGAAUCUUUUUCGGAAGCAAAGUAGUCCUGUUCGAGUAUCGAGUACCGUUGCAAGCGGAAUCGUUACAUAGUGGAUUUCCGGGAGACUCUUCUAGCGCAGCUUAGAAAGAGAACGAAGAGAUGGUUUCUUUGAGCACGAAGCGUCCGUGUGCCGCCAACGCUGCCAGCAACGAAACUAGUCCAGAGAGAAACAGCAACCAGGCCCCGGACGGCCUAUCACCGKGUUGCGUGGUGGCCCACAAAAAGCAGAAACUAGAUGCGCUCGAAACGAACGCAACCAGCCAAAAAGAAACAAAAAACGAUGCCGACGGUACUGACAAGGAAGACAUGGCUUGGAUCUGUGCCGAGUGCAAAGAAGCAGAAUGCGGCCUGGUUGGUGCCGACGACGGGUCCGCGGACUUUCUGAUCUGCGACGGUCCCUGCCACCGCAUCUUCCACAUCCCCUGUGCAGGUCUGACGAAAGCGCCGUCCACCGACGACGACUGGCUCUGCCGGGAGUGUGAUAAAAAGGAACACGCCUGCGCCUACUGCGGGGAAUACGGGGAGGACGGUGUCGGCGUCUUUCCCUGCAAGGAAGACAAGUGUGGCCUUUUCUUUUGCGAGGCGUGUCUGAAGCUAAACCACGUCGACUACGAGUAUGCACGCAAAACCACCUCGAGAUCCCGGGGCAAGGAUAGCAACGAAAAAGACGACAACAGCAGCGCCGACAACGAGGCGGGGGACGAGCAAGACGAGGAGGAGUCCCGGAUCCCCGUCUUUACCUGCCACGCCCAUCGUUGCUGGACGUGUACGCAAAAGGACAUGAUCCAGCUCGAAAAGGACGAGAAGGCAGCUGAACAAGCCAAGCGAAAGGGCAAGAAGAACCAGAAAUCGUCUCGAAAAAAGGGGAAGAAGAAUACGUCUAUAUUUCAGUGCAAGCCUGGGCGUCUCUUUGUAAGUGGCCAAAGAAAACGAAAGAACACAUUGCGUCCUUUUGUUCUAAAUGCUGCCAGUAUCAUUCAAUCAAAACCAUUGCAUUCGUUGCCAUAAUAAUCUUGCAAACCUCAUUUGCUGUUGGUUGUCCUGUGCACACAUGUUUGUUUGUUUAUCGGUUUGUAGAGAUGUUUAUACUGUCCUAUGUCAUUCCAUAUCACGUGCAUUCCACCGACCGCUAAAUUCCACGAGCUGGCCGUCCUCUGCCACGAACACGCCACGACACAUAAGCUCCCGGAGCUCGACAUGAACGACUCGAUCCAAUCCAAAGUGGAGAGCAAAAUCGACCAAACCUUAAUGAGGCUCCAUGGGGUGGGUCGCUGGAGAGGGUCAAAGGGAGACAAGCAACAACGCUCCAACGGAUGGCUCGGCCGCCGUGGAACGAAUCCCUUUCUCCCUGGGCUGCGGGGAGAUCGGUUGGAUGCCAAGGAGAAGUAUCUUCUAUCGCACGCAAAGGAAACCGCCAUGCAGCAGAUUCAAAUACUGGGACAAGAAAAACAGUCAGCUGCAGUCGCGGUGCGUCCUUCCAGCACGAUAUCCAUGAUACUGGACGGGAGCGUUCCCUUUUGCCUGCCAAACGACAUCAAGAACGAGGUGUACUCUAAACCACCGCCGUAUUCACACAUCCAAUCGCUCAAGUUCGGAGACAAGAACAACCGGCCGAAAAGGGUACCCGGUCCAACGCCCGAAGACCAGGAGAAAUGCAAGUGCACCGGAUCGUCCUGCCUGGAGGAUUGCUUCAACCGGCACAUCAUGACAGAAUGCACCCCAAUCAAUUGCAACCUUGGCGAAAAGGACUGCGGGAAUCGUGGCAUGAGCAAGCGAAAAUUUGCAAAGUGCCAGCCCAAGCGAGAACGAGGCAAGGGGUGGGGACUGAUAACGCUCGAGAGAAUCCCCAAGAACAAGCUCGUCCAGGAAUACGUGGGGGAAGUCAUUGACGAAACCGAAAAGGAAACGAGGCUUGAGGUGUGGAACAGAGAGCAUCCGAACGAUCCAAACUUUUACGUCAUGGCGCUGUCGGGAGGCUACUAUGUUGACGCGCGCGUGUAUGCGAACCAGAGCCGCUUCAUCAACCACUCAUGCGCACCAAAUUGCAAGGUGAUGAGCGUCAACGUCAAAGGCCGUAUCCGCAAUGGGAUUUACAGUAUUCGAGACAUCGAGGCGGGCGAGUUCCUAAGCUAUGACUACCACUUUGACACGAAGCAAGGGGACCGAUUCGUGUGCCGCUGCGGAGCUCCAAACUGCCGCGGAACCAUGCAGGGAGGAAAGAGGGGAGACGGCAGCUCGAAAAAGGCGGCGACCUGGAAAGAACUCAAGGCCUCGUACGAGGCCGACAAGGCAUUCCUAAACGAACGAAAGGGGAAGGACGUGAUCACGCUAACGCAUGGCCUGGUGCCGGGUGCCGAAAACCCGAACGAGCUGGUCGCGAGGGGCCCGAUCCAGAAAUACCGCAAGGCAGCCAUCGAUGGCCGCAUCUUUUUGUGGCGAAACGUCAAGCUGGGGGCCAACUUUGUGUCUCGCCAUGCGCGGCUGAAUGCUGCCAGCGAACAACGCAGGUGAUCGAGUGAGUUUUCGAACGAGCCAGUGGAAUUGGAUUCUUCUUGCCGUUCCGGCUAAAUUCAAACACCAUUAGUCUAAAUUUAGU